AUGGGUGGAGCUUGGAUAUUUAUAUUUGCCGUAGUAUUAAAUUGUGUUAACUUAUUUGCACAAGUACAUUUUACUAUCUUAUAUGCAGAUUUAGAGGCAGAUUAUAUAAAUCCAAUUGAAUUAUGUUCUAGGAUUAAUAAACUUGUUAAUCCGGAAGCUUUAUUGCAUGGUGUUACCUCGUUGAUUUUUCUACUGACUGGCCAUUGGUUUGUGUUUUUGAUUAAUUUACCCUUGUUGGCUUACAACGUCAAUAAGAUUCAGUUGAAGAAUCAGCUAUUGGACGCUACUGAGAUUUUCAGAUCGUUGGGUAAACGUAAGAGGGAAAGUUUCUUAAAGCUGGCCUUUUAUCUGUUGAUGUUCUUUUAUUAUUUGUAUAGAAUGAUUGCUGCAUUGAUUGUAGAAACUGGUAAAUGA
Molecule: messenger RNA, 414 nt
Organism: Vanderwaltozyma polyspora DSM 70294
Lineage: Eukaryota; Fungi; Ascomycota; Saccharomycetes; Saccharomycetales; Saccharomycetaceae
Gene: ERV14
Product: cornichon family protein
Exons: 1
Coding region: 1-414 (137 amino acids)
Biological process (GO): endoplasmic reticulum to Golgi vesicle-mediated transport
Cellular component (GO): endoplasmic reticulum membrane; COPII-coated ER to Golgi transport vesicle
Source: RefSeq, a predicted model, not a curated record